Aspergillus melleus is the source of this 1416-nucleotide messenger RNA. Its product is annotated as flavin monoamine oxidase family protein. Gene Ontology annotation, biological process: amino acid catabolic process. The transcript has 4 exons. The coding region runs from base 1 to 1416 and encodes 471 amino acids. The record is from RefSeq and is a predicted model, not a curated record. NCBI's taxonomy places the organism in Eukaryota, Fungi, Ascomycota, Eurotiomycetes, Eurotiales, Aspergillaceae. Gene Ontology annotation, molecular function: polyamine oxidase activity; L-amino-acid oxidase activity.
AUGGAUCGGGUAUUCAGAUUGUUCAGGCAGCUCGAUAUAACCCAGGACAACGGGCUUCUCAUCCCUUAUUAUCUGCAAGGUUUAAAUUGUCCUCAGAGGUACAAUGGUAUCAGCUACAUUCCUCGAGAAGGAGGACCUAGAGAUCCGUUCCACUUCGGUGUUUCGAACAAUGGCCUGGUUCCUGACGCGACUGUCAACGAGGGAGCGGAAGCUAUCCUCGACGACGCAUUCGGUUAUUACAAGGACAGGCUGAAACGGAAUUUUGAAAAGGGUUUCCAGACGCUCAUGAGAGUUGAUCAAUUCUCUACAAGGGAUUACAUCCGUCAGGUCAUGUAUGCGGCCUUCCACCUCAGGUUCACGGCACCUAUUUACACCUACGCCACCGGCCACUACGAUCAAGCGUUCACCGAAAGCGUUCUCGAAAACCUAUCCUUCGACUUCUCUGACGAACGCCCUAUCAACUGGUACUGCAUCAAAGGCGGUGCAUCCAUCAUAACCGACAAAAUGGUGAAUCAAAUCCGCUACAAACCAUACCUCAACACCCGCGUAACCAGCAUCGAACACGAUCCUCACUCGAAAUCCACGCCCAUGAAGGUCAAGGUAUUAGCGAACGGCACCCCCGAAACAAAAACCUACGACGCAGUCUUCACCACCACAAGUCUCCCCUGUAUGCAGCGCAUGGAGCUUAGCAGCGCAGGGCUGAGUCGAGCCCAGGUCGACGCAAUCCGCACUUUGCACUAUGACGCUUCUGUCAAGGUUGCCAUCGAGUUCGAAACGCCGUGGUGGAUCACUAUGUGCAAUAUCACCCGUGGUGGAUACGCAGCCACCGACCUUCCUCUUCGGAUCUGCAUCUACCCGUCCUAUGUGACGGAGAACAUAAGACCUGCUACUCUGCUUUGCUCGUAUACUUGGGCCAGGGACGCACAGCUUAUGGGCUCGCUCAUGACAGAUUCCAGCCAACUUAACGAAGUGCUGGUUCAUGACUUAGCCCUGUUGCACUAUGAAUCUGCCCAUCUUUCGCACCAGGACAUGAGGAACGAGAUAGAGAGGCAAUUCAAAGCCAUUCAUGCGUAUGACUGGUCUCAAGAUCCGAAUACGUCUGGAGCUUUUGCUCUGUUCGGACCCGGCCAGUUCGCUAAUUAUUAUCCCGAGUUGGUCAGGCCGGCUGCGGACGGGCGACUGUUUUUGGCUGGUGAGGCGUGUAGUGCGCAUCACGGAUGGAUUGCAGGAUCGCUGGAUAGCGCGUACAGGGUUCUGAGCCAGUUCCUUCGGGCGGUGAAAUGGGAUCGGUGGGUGAAUACGGAGACGCUGUUGCAGAGGCUGGAGGAUAGUUGGGGUGUGUUGCGAGAAAUCCAGCCAGGUGCGUUGGAGUGGCAGGCAAUUCUGGCCAAAGCGAAACAGGACAGAGAUAGAUGA